AUGGAGAGCCGACCACGGACCUACGACUUCAUCGAACCCUUCCCCUCCGAGCGCGACGGCCCCCUCGAAACAUUCCUGCGCGAGCAGAUCGUGGCGAAUGCCAAAAUCAUCUACAGCAGCAACGACGGCAGCGGCGCCCCCGGCAGAGACUUCUUCGUCGUCAUCGCUUCUUCCUCCGCAGACACAAACAUGAGAACACAAGCAGGCAACCCGCGGCAGCUGCCGGUGCAGGUGGGGGGGUACAGGGCAUUGCUCGUGGAGAGGUGGUGGGAAUGGCAGGAGGGCACUGGCUCUUCUGCAGUGGCGAAGACGCUGCGGCGCCGCGUGCUGAAGGCGAGCUCGGGCGGGUGCAGCGCGCCGGCGCAGGCGCUGAUCGAGCUGGCCGAGGCGGUUUUCAGGGAGACGGGGGGCUGGUUGGGUGAUGGCGAGCAAGAGGAUUUGAGGCACGAGAUCGACGCGUUGGACGCGCAGAAUGGGGCCGGUGGGCUGGCGCAGUUGGAACUGAGGAGGGUGCAACUGGAAAUGAGGAGCGCGCAACGGGAAUUGAGGAGGGCACAGCUGGAACUGAGGAGGGCGAUGCAGGAAGUGGCGCAGGCAUGGGCGCCCGGCGAGAACGUUGCUGAGUCUCGCGACAACUGA
This is a messenger RNA of Lasiodiplodia theobromae, 639 nucleotides long. RefSeq lists its product as uncharacterized. The transcript has a single exon. The coding region runs from base 1 to 639 and encodes 212 amino acids. NCBI's taxonomy places the organism in Eukaryota, Fungi, Ascomycota, Dothideomycetes, Botryosphaeriales, Botryosphaeriaceae. The record is from RefSeq and is a predicted model, not a curated record.